AUGGGUUCACUUGGGGCGCCCCGCGAUCCAACAGCUCAACUGGACACUGUUUGCCCAUUGGCUGACUCGCUUUACAACUCCACUCGUCUGUCAACCUCACUCGUGAGCCAGGCAGCGAGUGAGUUGGGGUUACUGCUGACAGUAUUGGCUUCUACAAAGACGAAUGCGGUGCUAUGUACGGAAACGCCGCUGAUAACUGGCUUACCGGAGAUCUUGGAGUGUUGUCGUGCGGUCCUAUUGGAUCUACAGACUGUUUCGUCGUGCCCUGGUGGAGCCGGGUCUCAGCUGCAGAUUACCGAGAUUCGAUCGCGGCUUGGGUCGAUUAUCUUUGAGCUUAGUAUGAUGAAUGCCAAUAUGGCUAUAUCAUCGCAGAAUAAUGUUAAUAAGGCGAUGAGGAGCUUCAUUGAUGAUAUCCAUGCUGGCAAGCGAGAUGCGUUGCUCGUUCUUAAUGCUCUUGAUUUGGGACCAUCUCGCUCUCCAACGGAUGAGGCAUGGCAGAAUCUGCAGCAUGAACUAGUCGAUGUUGGCAUUGCUCCGGAAUUAUCACAUCAAGAUCAUGACUUUAUCAUCAGCGUCCUUGACAAGGCUGUCAAAGAUGAGAAUCUCUUACAGAGCAGGCAGGCAGCACACAUCAGGGACACACCACGAUCACCAAGAGAUCAAGCACCAAGGAAUCCUUUCCCGAGAAAUGCUGCACCAACAAAUCAUUAUCAUGAAGUACAUAUUAUGAGUGACACAGACAAAAUAGCUCUACCACGGGGACUCUCGGACUUACCCAUCUCUGUCACGUCAGAGAUGCAAGCGGACGCCGAUAAACAAGUCCUACAAGAAGAAUUUCCCGAACCAGUACUGUCAGCAACAUACAGCCCAGGCCACGACACAAAUGACGAGAAUUUCUGCGAGAAUUUUCCUAUGCCCCUAGAAGCUGAGCCAGGAAGCUCAACCACUCUUUCAGGAACCUACUCAGAUGCUAGUUCAUCUAGGGGAAGUUCCUCAUAUCCGAAUAUUGUCCGAACCAAGAAGCCUAACAUCAUGCGGAAGAUGAAAUUCAAGUUCACGACCAGCAAGGACGAAUUCAUCGCUAUAGUAAAACAGGGCGGACUGUACGCUGUCCAGAGCGCCCUUAAUAAAGGCGCCGAUGUGAAUACGAGGGAUUCACACGGUCAGACAGCCUUGAUGGUUGCUAUUUUGUUUUCACAAGAGCACAUUGUCGAUUUAUUAUUGGAAUAUGAUGCGAAUACAGCAUUGAUGUCUGCGAAGGGAGACUCUGCGUUGAGUAUUGCUGCUUCGAGGGGCGCUGAAAGGAUUGUCCGGACGUUGCUAGUUCGUGGAGCGGCAGUUGAUGGACGCAAGAACUUAGGGAACAAGGCACUAUCUCAGGCUGCCGAAUGGGGACAUGAGAAUGUUGUUCGAUUGUUGUUUAAUGCAGGUGCGGAUAUCAACGGGCUUUCUCACACGGGGGACACUGCGCUUUCGCAAGCCGCUAUGAAUGGCCAUCUGGAUAUUGUUCGGUUCUUGUUGGAUAAUGGGGCACUGCCGGAUCAUACUGCCUACCCACGGAAGACGGCUCUUUAUAAAGCUGUUGAGCAGGAUAGGCCUGAGGUGGUGAGGGUGCUAUUGCAGCAUGGAGCGGACCCUAAUCUUCCGGAGUCUAUUCGAGCCUGGACACCGUUGACGUUGGCUGCUAUGCAUGGAAGAACGGAGAUGCUUGCUAUGCUCAAUUACGGGACGGGGCUUACACCCUACCAAUACAAAUACUGA
Penicillium longicatenatum is the source of this 1761-nucleotide messenger RNA. RefSeq names its product ankyrin repeat domain-containing protein. The transcript has 2 exons. Lineage: Eukaryota; Fungi; Ascomycota; Eurotiomycetes; Eurotiales; Aspergillaceae. Gene Ontology annotation, molecular function: protein binding. The coding region runs from base 1 to 1761 and encodes 586 amino acids. The record is from RefSeq and is a predicted model, not a curated record.